Pan troglodytes (chimpanzee) is the source of this 6234-nucleotide messenger RNA. RefSeq names its product zinc finger protein 75D (gene ZNF75D). The record is from RefSeq and is a predicted model, not a curated record. Lineage: Eukaryota; Metazoa; Chordata; Mammalia; Primates; Hominidae. The transcript is spliced from 8 exons. Gene Ontology annotation, biological process: regulation of transcription by RNA polymerase II. Gene Ontology annotation, molecular function: RNA polymerase II cis-regulatory region sequence-specific DNA binding; DNA-binding transcription activator activity, RNA polymerase II-specific. The coding region runs from base 3346 to 4878 and encodes 510 amino acids. Gene Ontology annotation, cellular component: nucleus.
GCGCUUCUCCUUGAGCCUUGGAGUAACUGGAGCGGGUGGGGACCACCUUUAAAUCUGUUACGACCCGGUCAGUGAUUCUUAAACCUGGCUGUGUGGGGAGAAUUUGUAGGGAGAGUUUGUUAAAAAGUCGUAUUUCGGGGCUCCACCCGCUACCCUGACGCAUUGAAUCUCACAGGAACCCGGGGAUUCGCAUUUUAAUAAACCAUCCUGGAGAUUUUGACUCCGGUCGUCCGCCUGCAGUUCACAGUGGCUUUGGAUUUGCUUUUUAGUAUCCCCAUCUUCACGACCUAAGCUUCGAUCUAGCGACCCCGCCCAUUACCCUCUGCCUUCAACAGCCACGGAGGUCUCUGGGGUUAAGGUUUGCCUGCUGGCCCCGCCUCUUGUCUUUCAAUUGGUCCCUCGCUGGUCCCGUCCUGGAGCCAAAUUUUCUUUUCUGAUUGGUCAGCUGCGAGUUGUGGCUAGACCUGAUCCAAUGGCCGCUUGAUACAAUGGUGUCGUUCGGGAAACGCAGCCCUAACGUUGGUCCUAAGCUGACAAAUUGGGCUGUGGACGCCAAACUUCCGUGCUAGGACUUUCUGCGUGUGGACCGGGGGCCUAGUCCUGCGUGGGUCCAACACAGACAGGAGAAAACUGCCUGCUUUUGUGCCUCCCGGAGGUCCUGGUAGAAGCGAAACGGGGACAGGAGCUGCAGCGUCCCAAGCCCAGUGAGGCGAAGCUACUGGAGACAGCUCCGCCGGGUCCAAAGUUGGGCUCACCGGCUGGAACUUGAAACCGGAGCACGUCGGACUCCUGCUGAAGCCAUCAUCUCUCUCUCCUGGCCCCGGGCGCCUUGGCCGGCGGGCACAACUGGUUUCGGGGCCAAGAUGGUCUGGAAGCCUGACGGUGGCGUCUGGCCUGGGCUCCCGCGAGCGGAAAGGGUUCCCCUCCUGUGAGAGGGAAACUAUGGAAGUUCCUACGCCCGGAGCCAGAACUCCUGCUGCUUCCGCCCGACCCAAGGUCUAGCUUGGCGGCCUCCCACCUGUGCUUCUGAGGGUUCUGCUUCCAAGAGGCUGCUGGUGCCCGGGACACCAGCAGUUUCGCCAUGGGUGUUUCGCCAUGGGAGUUUCGCCAUGGGUGACUUUGGCCUGAGAUGCGCUCCAUGGAGCAGAUUCUGGAGUUGCUGGUGCUGGAGGAGUUCCUGACUAUCCUGUCCCAGGACAUCCACAGCAGGGUGCAGAAGCUGCAACGGGCGAGCUGUGGAGAAGCUGUAACUCUUUUAAAGUAUAUGUAUGACUUUUAAAAGAGAGAGCUUGUGAAACUGAGGGAAUAGGUGAGUGAGAGAGAGGUUUUAUCUGCCAUCUUCCUCAAGGAGGCCCAGCCUCCCCUUUAUUCACAGGGUUCUGGGUCUGGUGGGUCCAGAGGACUGAGACAUCUCGCUGUCUUAAUUCCCCAUUCAGAUUUUCUUGAUUGCCCUGAGUAGACCUUACACGGGCCAGUGAUUUUUUGUUGUUGUUGUUGUUGUUGUUGUUGUUGUUGUCUUCUCUGGAACCUUCAUCCUCCAGAUUUCCCCCUAGUGCAGUGAAGAGUGUGCUAUUGCUUUUGGUUUCCACGGGGAGGCAGUGUCGCUGUCAUAGUGUCCGCUCUGGAGGUAGAUCAAAGGGGGCUUUCAACUCCUGGCUCUGCUCCCUACUAGCUGUGCGACUUUGGGCAAGUGACAUUUGCUUGGCUGGGCUUCACUUUCUGCACUGGUCAAAUGCAGAAAGGGUAAUAGACCCUUCUGGGGUUGUUUGGAGGAUUAAAGGGAGAGCAGUAUGUCCGUAAUAAUCGCACUGCUGGCACACAGCUAGUGCUUGAAACUGUGAGCUGCUGUUAGGUUAGGGGCAGCAGUCUGGUCUCCUCUGCAGAGAUGGGUCUCAGUUAAUUGUGAACUUAAACAGUUUGGCACUGAGGCUUUGGGGUCAUUGCCCCAGGGCCACCCAAGUAAGCUUGUCUAAUUGAGAGGAACAGGAGCAGCUGGAGAACGUGGGGGAGGAACCGAAGACCUAUGGGGGACAUGUGUGUACUGAAAUGGGCUUUCUCCCCACACCCUCCACACAAGCACAUACACACAUUCACUCUGGGUCAUGGCAUCAUAAAAACCUUGAGUUUAAACCAUCCCUUUCUCUUGUUGGGUCCAAAUGGACAGACUCUGGUUUUCUAUUGAAGAUUUACACGCAGAUUCCUGUCAUAAUUUUUCUUUUCUAUCGAGCCCUGUCAUGAUGAUAAGUGAUAGCAGGUUGGUUCCUAGAUCAUACACCAUGGACCUAGCACAGAAGUGUUUUCAGAAGAGCCUUUUCCUUACAAAACAGCAUGAAAGUCAUUGAGCCAAUGGAUACUGAGAUUUCAAACUGGAGCCAAUGGAUACUUAGAGGAGCCCUGAAGUGUAGAGUAGUUGCUACUUCUUGUUCACUAGGUCUAAUUAGCAUGUCAUCAGUGUAACAGACUAGUGUGUUGUCUUGUGAAAGAGAAAGGUGAUAAGAUCCCUGUGAACUAAACUAUGAUGUAGAGCUUGAAAAUUGAUAUACAAUACGCCUGAGGUAGGAUGGCGAAGGUGUAUUCCUGGUCUUACCAGCUGAAAGUAAAUUGCUUCUGGUGGUCUUUACUAACAGUUAUUGAGAAAAAAAGCAUUUUCAAGGUCAAGAGGUACAUACUAGGUUCCAGGGGAUAUGUUAAUUUGCUCAAGAAAUGAAACCACAUCUGGAACAGCAGCUGCAAUUGGAGUCAUCACCUGGCUUAGUUUACAAUGACCCACUACCAUCUUCCAAGAUCCAUCUGCCUUCUGCAUAGGCCAAACAGGGCCUGAUUGGUUCAGAACCAAGUGAAGUCACGGUUACUAUGAUGACUCACGACUGCUCUCAGAACCUAAUGCCAACAGUCUGCAAGAUUCAAAUACUGGCAACCAUCACCUGGCUUCCUUCUGGUUCAGAGCAGAAUAGGGUCCACAGAACUCGACCCUGGAAGAGAGAGUCGGGGUCAGGUCUUCGGGAGGUGGAGGGAUCGAAUGAGGGAACUGAUAUUCCAAGACUCCCCACAUCUUGGAGCUUCACUCGCCAGGCAUCCCGCGCUUUCCUGACAUCGCUUACCCUAGUGGUGCAGCAGCGGAGAGCUUUGCUACCCAGAGCAGCAGGGAGGCGUGGCCACAGAGGCAGAGGCGUAGUCGAGCCGAGGAAGAGGAAAGUGGCCUCCGGGGAAGCCAGAGCUGACUGAAGUGCUCUUGGGAAGAACAAUUCAUUGAUUUGGUACCAACCUGAUGCACCCUGAUUUGUCAAAGGUGGUACCAGGUGGGUGUCAGUGUCACAUACAAGAGUAAAACUGUUCCUAGAGCAAAUGACGAUGAGAGAGCUGAACGCGGAUUCAUGCUCAAGCCCCCAGAUGGGGGCUAUGUGGGAGACUAGUGGGUCUGUGAAAGAGAACUCCAGUCAGAGUAAGAAAUACAGCACAAAAAUAGAGAAUCUUGGUCCUGAGAGCGCUUGCAGGCACUUCUGGAGCUUCCGUUAUCAUGAAGCAACCGGACCGCUUGAGACUAUCAGCCAACUUCAGAAAUUGUGCCAUCAGUGGCUGAGGCCAGAGAUCCACUCAAAAGAGCAGAUCUUGGAAAUGCUGGUGUUAGAGCAGUUCCUGAGCAUUCUGCCCAAGGAGACCCAGAACUGGGUGCAGAAGCAUCAUCCACAGAAUGUCAAACAGGCUCUGGUCCUGGUGGAAUUCUUGCAGAGGGAGCCUGAUGGAACAAAGAAUGAGGUCACAGCCCAUGAGCUGGGAAAGGAGGCAGUGCUCUUGGGAGGAACAGCAGUGGCCCCAGGCUUCAAGUGGAAGCCAGCAGAGCCCCAACCAAUGGGUGUGUUCCAGAAAGAAUAUUGGAAUACAUACCGGGUACUACAAGAACAGCUGGGCUGGAACACUCACAAAGAAACCCAGCCUGUAUAUGAAAGAGCUGUGCAUGAUCAACAGAUGUUAGCCCUUUCUGAGCAGAAAAGAAUCAAACACUGGAAGAUGGCAUCUAAACUCAUCCUGCCUGAGUCCCUGAGUUUGUUGACAUUUGAAGAUGUGGCUGUGUAUUUUUCUGAGGAAGAAUGGCAAUUAUUGAAUCCUCUUGAGAAGACUCUCUACAAUGAUGUAAUGCAGGAUAUCUAUGAGACUGUCAUCUCUCUAGGGUUAAAGCUAAAAAAUGACACUGGAAAUGAUCAUCCUAUAUCUGUUUCUACAUCAGAAAUACAAACAUCAGGAUGCGAAGUAUCAAAAAAGACCAGAAUGAAAAUUGCCCAGAAAACAAUGGGCAGGGAAAAUCCUGGUGAUACACACAGUGUACAGAAAUGGCAUCGAGCUUUUCCAAGGAAGAAAAGAAAGAAACUUGCAACUUGUAAACAAGAGCUUCCAAAACUUAUGGAUCUUCAUGGGAAAGGCCCCACAGGGGAGAAACCUUUUAAGUGUCAGGAAUGUGGGAAAAGCUUCAGAGUUAGCUCUGAUCUUAUUAAACACCACAGAAUUCACACUGGAGAGAAACCCUAUAAAUGUCAACAAUGUGACAGGAGGUUUAGAUGGAGUUCAGAUCUUAAUAAGCACUUCAUGACCCAUCAAGGAAUAAAACCAUAUAGAUGCUCAUGGUGUGGGAAAAGCUUUAGUCAUAACACAAAUCUACACACACACCAAAGAAUUCACACAGGAGAGAAGCCCUUUAAAUGUGAUGAAUGUGGAAAAAGAUUCAUUCAGAACUCCCACCUUAUUAAACACCAGAGAACUCACACAGGUGAGCAGCCUUAUACGUGUAGCUUAUGCAAGAGAAACUUUAGUAGGCGAUCGAGCCUUCUUAGACACCAGAAACUCCACAGAAGAAGGGAAGCAUGUCUAGUGUCUCCAAACUGAGGAAAGUUACCAUGUAGAGCUUGACCUUAGAAGUGGUGAAAGAAUACAAAAUUAUGAGGCACCCAAUGAUAGGAAUCUGUGAUUAAUAAAACAUUUGGGAAGGGUACAUGUUACACUUCACAAAAAGGAAUCUAAGCUGUCUGUUUUAUUCAGCAUUGCAUCUUCUGUGCCUAGCACAAGAGUUGAUACAUAAGGAGUAUUUUAUAAAUAAAAAAAUGAAAGUGUAGUGAUGAGAUUCCUUUAGCUAUCCAUCUAUAUGUAUAUAUCUGGUUAUUCAAAGCUUCCCCACCCCCAGUCAUCUAAAUUUUUCAGGUAUCAAGUGCUCAACAGACAUAUGAUAGUCAAGGCUCUUAGUCUCAUUUUUUACUCUUUGUCAAGAGAAAUGGAAAAUAAGAGUACUUGGGCCCUCUUAAGGGAGCUCAGAGAGAAUUACUAAAUUAGGGACAGUUUCAAUAGUUAUCAUUCUAUCUACAUGAACAAUCAAGACCAGGACUCAGGGAACUUUACUCUGUAACAGAAAGAGAGGAUUCAGUGUUUGCCCUGGGAGAAUUGUCCCAUUCUCGUUGCUUCUCUCCUGAGUACCCACUACCACAAUGUCUUCUGUCAAGGAAUUACAAGUAGCAAGGGAAGGUCUGAAUGUAAGGACAGGCCUAGGGACCUUGCAAGCACUUGAUAUCUCUCCUCUUGCUGACUUUGUCAACAUAGACAUAUAGUGAAAUGAUGAGGGAGGCAGUCUUGGCCCUCAUCCAGGUAUCUGUUUUUUUUUUUUGUAGAAAGCACAAAUAAGUGGUAAAUGGUCUUUUUCUGACUUUCAUUAUGUGGACUGGAUGGAGGCUUUCAAACUGGUGCCAUACUGCUGCAGGACCUAAAGGGAGCCCCAUCUUUAUGGCUGAUCAACUACAACCCUAUAUGCCUGAAUACUCUGCAAGAAGGCCUGGAGAUUUUGCAAAACUGAUUUAUUGAGAAUGGCAAGGAGAGCCUUGUGAACUUUUAGCUUUGGUGCACAGCUGAUACCAGGAGGGAACAUCCUGAAGUGUCAGAGCAAAGUAAGGCAUAUGGCUCAGAGUGAUGACGCCAGUCAGAGCCAGGCCAGAUGGAAAUUGUUUUCUGAUGUUACUGGUUUUCUUUUCCCUAUUAGCCAAAGUGACUAUCUCUUAAGAGAAGAUAAUGUGACGUCAAGGGAAGUUGGAAGGCAUGGAUUUAUAUCUAUGUCAGAUCCUGGUUUAUAAUGUUGGCCAAGGCUUAUUUAUAUAUGUUUAUUUAGUAUUCCAUAAAAUUGUACUUCGUAAUGAAAAUGACACAUUUUAUCUUAAAUUUAGACAAUAAACAAAACUUUGUUACCAAAUCACUCAGAAA